Molecule: messenger RNA, 459 nt
Organism: Cantharellus anzutake
Lineage: Eukaryota; Fungi; Basidiomycota; Agaricomycetes; Cantharellales; Hydnaceae
Exons: 2
Source: RefSeq, a predicted model, not a curated record
AUACCUACACCUCAGGCCGAGUUCCUCCGACUUUUGGACAUCAUCGGAGUUCCUCAUGAGGACCAUAAGCAACAGUAUGGCGAAGUCUUGGAAAUCAUUGGUUUUGAAGUUGAUCUACCAGCAAUGACCAUUCGGAUGCCAAAAGACGCAAAGGCAAGUCUGGUGACAGCAAUUCGCGACUUUGUUUCCCUAAAAGACCACGUGCAAAUUCCAACACCUCCUACCCCGCGGCAACAAUCCCUCCGAUCUUGGCUGCAAAUCCUUGGAUAUGCGAACUGGGCCCUCAAUGUUUUCCCACUCCUCAAACCAGUGCUGAACUCCUCAUAUAACAAGGUCGCGGGCAGGAAAUUUAUGAGCGCACUGAUUUAUAUUAACAAGCUCGCAAGGAACGACUUACUUUGGUUUGCAGAUCAGGUGGAAUCUCUGGAGGGGGUCCGAAUGUUGGACACUGAGGAGUGG